AUGUUCUUCCUAAAAAUUGGCGUUUUCUUGUACUUGAAAUUGUCGCUUUACGAGUUUGUUUUUUCACACCAGAGCCGAAAUCACGUGCAUUACUCGUUCAAAGAAUUGCAAGACGCUGUUAAUGGCGAUUCCUUGAAGUCAGAUGAUCUACAGAGGCUAUUUGACAAGCUGCAUUUCUUGAACUGCUCUGCAAACAAACCGAGUCGAGAUUACCGAAGGGUAAGAUAGGUGUUGUUGGCACAAAUAGCCCAAAAAAGAUGAAAAUGGUACACUAAAACUUAGAAGUCUUAAACUUAACUUAGUAAGGUAAAAGUUUCUAGCGAAAAAUAUAUAUCUCUGAAAACUAAUUACGACGAUUUUUAAUACGAAAGACAAAAAUGAAAAAGUAAAACUAAGCCCAAAUUACGAUGAGAUAACUGGAUUUUUUUACCCCGUAAGACCGAUCGAUCUUCGAAGCUACCCUUUCUCAAUGUCUUCGACCACGCGGUUUUUCAUUAUCUGCAUUCACUUUCACGCUUUGUUCUUUUAGUGUUUCAGCCCUAUAGAAUUGCACGAUAUUCAUGGAUCCUCACCGUCAAAAGCAUUAAAUUCCUCGGAGUUUGUAGAGAUCAGUCCUUCGAUUGUUUACUGCCUUUUGCCAGGGCGUGAAAAGAAUUCUGGUCAACAACGUUGCGAUUCUCCCAGGAACCACAGCGAACUUUUCGACUCGUUUACAGGGAAGUUCAGUCAUGGCGAACACGGGAUAACUUACGAAGCUCUCGAUGAAAUUCUCGAGGAGAUAAACAAGACGAUCGGGGACUUUUUAACUGAAAAGAAGGUAGGUUAAAUUUAAGGAUAAAAAGCGGUUUUAAAAAAGGGUAGUUUCAGCACGAUCUUUGCUUCCUCUUGAAAACUUUGUUUCAAGAAGCUUAUAAAAAGCUAAAGCUUAUAUUACCCUGCGAGCAAAGGAUUCUUUCUGGCAUGGCUGUUAACAUUUACGCAUCCGUGACUGACAAGCGACGCGAAAGUCUUCGUAAAUAUUAAAAGCCGUUUUAGAAAUUACAAACCUCAGAUCGCGGGGUAUCAAUUAUACACUCAUUAUAAAGUUACAUGUUAGCGGAAAGUUUAUUCAUACAAAAUGUAGCUGAUGUACUGUUUUUGCUCAGCCUUAAAACGUUUUUCGCAUAGCCUUGUACAUUUUUUAUUCGUCGCAUAUUCUGUCCGUCUAUGACGAAGUAAGUUAUGGAAGUAACGGAUUAUUAAGUUUGUCAAGAAAUGUUGAGGCUGAAGAAAUUUUGUUGAAAGUCAAGAAUAUCUCUCUUUUGAUUUGUUGUAACAGGGGGGUGAAUAGGGGUAUGCAAAUCCGCCGAUCCGUGGUAUUUUUAGGCCCGAUCCGUCGAUCCGACUUAAUUUUUGUUCUAAUCCGAAUCCGUGUUACUUUAAAAAGUUUUCGUAGUAUAUAGAAAGUAGCGUUGUAGCAUGAAAAAAUGAAUUACUUGAUAUAGUUGUUCUGUAAUCGCAACAGAUGCGGGUCUUCAUGUUUAAAAAGUUUUCGUUACAGCUUCAAAACAUUAAGCAUUAGGGACAGAGCUUAUAAUGUUUCUUCCAACAAUACAGAUUUAACUAAUCAAAUAGUCUGCAAGCUUGCAAAAUAAAAGUAUCUGGUAUUGCGUAAAAGAUUUUUCAAUAACUUUACUUACUGACAUCACUUUGGACGUGCUUCUAGUCGAGCCGCAAAAUUCGGAAGAGGCAGAACUCAACUUCAUGGUAAUUUGCUUACCAGUAAGUAUUUUCCAUGGUUCAUCUUUUGCCGUGUUUACCCUCAACCAAGAUGGCGACAGAAACCGUGAAAAGGUCUAUUAAGUUAACGAUCAAGACAAGCAAACUAGCUGAAAUAGCUUCGAAGAACAUAAUUUAUAUCAGUUCAUGUAUAAACCAAAUAUAAAGCUUACCGAACGUGCUCGCCUAGCUUCACCACACUUCCCUACUGACUGGAAUCGACGCAGCAUCGAAACAUAUUUUUUUGAAUAAAGUCAUCGCCUUUGGCACCUUCGUGGUAGAAAAAGGCUACACACUCGAUAGUUCUAGUUUCCAUUUUGCAAUUUAAACCGGAAUUUACACGAACGCAUUCACAGAUCUUGUCAGGUCACUUAGCAUUACCGCCAUUACCUGAACCAUGUGCCACCAUGCAGGAACCAUGCACAAGGUUGCCUGACGUCAUUUCCGUCACGUGGUCUAUACUAGAAUACAUGUAUACCGUAUGAGUCGGGUAACGAGAAAGCCUCUUUCGGAAACCUCGGAAGUGAAACGUUAGGCGACAAAACACCAGCACAUUGACCAAGGCUGACUGAAAAUUGAUGAUCCGAUCCACGAUCCGAACUUCCAGACUGACAGAAUCCGGAAACCGGGCCAAAACUUUCAGCUGAUCCGCGAUCCACGGUAUUUUUCAAAUCCGCGAAUCCGCUCGAUUUAUCGCCGAAAUCCACAAUCCGUGAGCUUUUUAAGGCCAAAUCCGCCGAUCCGCGGACCUAUUCACCCCCCUCUUGUAACAUGUUAACUUUCAUUGGCUAGUCAGACGUAAGCUUAUAUUUUACUUGAUAGUUGUAUGUUUACAGCACACCUCCAGUGCUUUGUUGAUAUUAAUUUUUUCGGAGAUUACUAAGUAAAUGCGGGUGACAAGAUCAGCCCACAGCCUUAUCUUGACUUGGUCAGCAGCACUUUAUUAACUGUAUGGCUAGGUUUUACUCGAUCGGUUCACAUUCUUGAGAUCUCGGUGUUCUUCAAACUGAUAUGCAUGGUAUGUGAAUGGUCAGCUGUUUUCAUGAUGCUGCAAAGUCAGCGUUUUUCACGGUACUGACGCUACGUAUCGCUGCAUGCAUUGAACUUCGAGAAAGAAGAAGAGGUGCAAGAAGAAAAGUGAGUGUUUGGAAUGAGUGAGUUGAGCUUAAUACAUGCCACAAUUGAUUUCAGUUUAAGCUUAUAUAAAUCCUCAAAGUUAAACACUUGUGCUCCAUUUCUCUCAUUGUUUUCAUGAUUGAUGUUGAGUAUUCAAAGCAUGUUAAUCAAUUUGCCUAGGGUAAUGCGUAGUUUGUUUGCCAGCCUGGUAUUUAUUUACCCAGGAAAAUGAAAGUAGAGCCUGAUCUCAGCUUAGUGCACGAGAAGUUUUCGGUAAGAUAUGACUGUUAGCAAAGUCUAGAAAUCGAAAUUUAUUCAGGUUUUGCUACAGUGCAUGGUUUUUAUAUUUUUGUGCAUUUCCAAGCAUGUUAUGUCGCUUGUCAUCCGAGCAAAAGCUUCUAAGCUUUAAAUUGGUAAUUUCAGCUGUUUCAUAGUAUCGCAUAUCAACGGCCUAUGGUCAUUGGACACGGAUUGAAUAUUUGAUUGAAUUUAAAUAAGAUUUCAUGCAGUCAUGACCUUAAACAUGCAUUACUAGUGUCACGCAUUGCUGUUUCAAUGUAUCUUUGCCGGUGAAUACAGCCGUCUCCUUGCUCCUCACCAUUCACAGGCUGAUAUUGUAUCCAAGCACAUGUGAAUAAAAUCUUGAAUUAAAUAUGUGUUUACUGUGUUGUUCAAUCCAGUCUAGUUUUCAUGAUCAGCAGUGAUAACCUUUUGUUGACACUGGAAAUAAGGGCGUACACAAUUAUGAAAGGGGUUUUCAUCAAUCACAUCUUCACCCGCAUUUCCUAGCCAAUGGCUAAUGCUAGUUGAUAUUAAUUUAGUAGAUAGGGUAGUGGUAGUCAGUUUGUUUUCAUGUGGAGGCUUCCCUGUGUGCAUUCAAUGUUUUUUUCUAAAUUCAAUCAUACAUGGAUGUGCAACAUAUUAAUAUUUUACUUAAAAGAUCAAAUAUAAAUUAUUGGACCUAUGAUCAAACACUAACUUUUGAAGCUUUUGAAGCUUUUGAGGCUGGACAAAUUUCGUGGCUUGAAUUUUUAUGGCUGAUGUGUGAAUGAAUUUUCCUUUACUUUCUUAGCAGAUAUUUUUUGCCAUUUCACUGUUCAUAUUUUUUCUUUCACAAAAUUAAUGACGUACAGGAAUUUGGUUUUGCUAAUUGCCCAAAUUAAAAUUAAUUGCCCAACACUAAUUUCUGUGCAUGUAUCAUUCCAUGAAAUAUUAACCACAUUCCUGAAGAACUUAUUAAUAUUAGACCUAAAUACUGAUCUGCAUUUUUAGUCAAACCUCAUGGUUUGUUAUUCGUUUGUAAAACAACUUGAGAAUCUUUGUUUUCAAAAAACAAUGUGGUGGGAUAGUCUUCUUCCAAGUGCGCCAGUUCCAGUAGUCACACUGUAAAGUUUUCAGAGGUUGCAUAGUUGAAUUUUGACUUUUAUUGGCCUGUUUGCAAAAUAACUUGAGAAUCCUUUGUUUUCAGAUAUCGUUGUGAUUGGACAAUCUUCUUUUAAGUGCACUGGUUUGAGUAGUCACAAUGUAACUGUUUCAUUGUAGAAACCACAAAACAAACAGGGCAUUCUCUGCAUCCUAUUAUUUUUUAUAAAUACUAUUUUAACAUUGCUAUCAGUAGCAAUGGGGAUUAGAUAUUAGUUCCUACCGAAUCACAAGUCUGAAUCUUUACAAUCAGCGAACAGGGGUUUCAAUAAAAAAAAUUGAAGUAGCCAACAGGUUUGAAUAGAGUGGCCAACUGUGUCAACAAGGAGCCAGUAAUCCAUGUUUUCAAGGGGUGUCUGGGGGCGACUUUUCCAUUCAAGAAGAUGUGAGUUUAAGUCAAAUUUUGCUUAUUAGCUAUGCAAUUAACUCCUACAAGCAAAUUAUGAACAAAUGAUAAUUACUAAGUUACAGACAUUUCUGCGUGAACAAAUUCUAGUUUUGUCCACGACAUUAUUUGAACUAGUUGCUUCUUCUUUGGGGGGAAAAAGUAGCCAACUUCUCUGAACAAUGUACAUGUAGCCGACGCUUUUCACUGGUUGUUGGUGCUUUUUAAAACUCCCUGAGCAAACUACUGAAUUACCAAGUUAAAAUACUAUCAAAGAUCUAAUAUUCUUCUUUAUAUUUCCAGUGUUUUUCAGCGGAAGACAUUUUUAAAGAGUUAGAAGAGGAAGGCCAUCAUCACGAGGAAGGUGAACACGGCCAUGAAGAAGAAAAGGUUCUUGAUCAACAUGAUUUUGAGAAAGCCUGUGCCAGCAUUAUCCUGCACCUGGUUAAAGGAUACUGUAUCAAGGAGGGUCACGGACACAACAAGACCAAAUCUAAUCUACCAUCAAAAGAAUUCUUCAUUAAUGAACUUUUUAAUGGCAAAAAGUACCUUUCUGAAGAAGGCUUAGAAAGCAUUGCUGAAAGUCUUGGUAUUGGAAAGAAAUCUUCUGAAUCAACAGCCUCGUCUUCAAGUGAAAGCCAUGAUUGCCAUAACCACAGACCCCGAAGGUCUGCUGCAUCUGCUGUGUCAUCACAGGAGGAAUCAGCUGCAUCUCACAACCUUCAUCGCCGUGCAGUUGAUUCUCAUACUCACAGUAGUGGUGGAAGUGGCAGUGUAGGUGCUACUCAAACAUCAAGCCUCCUCCUUACCCCCAUACAGGCCUUCUGAUAGGUCGUGGAAAAAAAAGUCAAAUUUUGCGGGAUUUUUAGGGACAAAAUCGCGGAAAAAUCGGCCGAUUUUGCAGGAUUUCGCGAGAAUUUUUGGGGCAAACUUGGCCGGAAAGCAAUCAAUAAAAAAACAGCAGAUUUUGUGGUUAUUUUCAGGGCAAAUUUUGCUGGAAACCGAUCGGUUUUGCACCAAUCAGACCAGUGUUUUUAAUGUUUUUCUAACAGAGGUCAUCAUUAAUUUUGCUCUUUCAACAACAAUACGCUCCAGAAAUGAACCAAUGGCAAAGCCUUUAACAUCAUCGCUAGUGCUCAGUUUUUCACAACAUAAUCUACGCCUGCUAGUUUCGGAACGUUGUUUGCACAUUUCAGUGGUGAAGUUUUGACAUAAAUUUGCGAGUUUAAGUACCCCCAGUAGCUGAAACAAGUUUCAAAAUAGCUGUACAGACAUGCAUUUGAUAAGAUUUCGCUGGAUUUCGCAGAUUUACCUGAAUUUCGCUGCUCCGCGACCGCGCAAAAUAUCAGAAGCCCUGCCUAUACUAGCCUACUUACAUUAAUAUGCUUUCCAUUGGUAUGAUCUGGACCGGGAUCAGUGAUCUGAUAUCAGUCAGAUCAUUGCCCAUCAAAGGAACCCACAAAAUCCACCCUGGAAAAGGAUUCAUUGGUUCUUUUGAUCUUGAUCCAGAUCAUUACAAAACAAUCUUAUUAAACUUUAUGAAUCCUUUUAAACUUUUAAGGGACAUUUAUAAAUUGAGUUUAGUAAAGCUUGAUUGUCAUCCUUGAGACAAAGUUCCCCUCCCCCUCUUUUUUUUGAGUCACUCAAAUCUUUCUGGGUUUCAUGUGUCGUACAGUAAAGGAACUUCUAUCUUUUUUGAGGUAAUUUGUAUACUUGGCUGAGUAAACCUUACUAUGUUCUCAUUAACCUUAAAAACCAGCAAGAAUAACCAGUUCUUUGGAAAGAAGUUGAAAUUAGUACACUGUAGUUUUGUGACCUUAGAUAACUUCUUACAUUGUGUCUAUUGUACUGUAUCUAUAUAUAGCAGCCUUUUCAACUUAAACUGUACGUUAGGUUUACGCAAUAUAAUAUGUAUUCCUGAACAACGAUCAGUUACUUGUUUACAAAGAAUAUUCAUGUUUUUUAGUGUUACUCAGUUGAUCAGAUGCUGACAGUUUUUGACAUUGAUCACUCCAUUGGAGCAGAUGAUUAUGACUUCAAACAGCUUUGCCCUGCUUUUAUUCAACAAGCAAAGAGUGGAGCUUGCAAGCAACAGUCAAACCAAACAAAAACACAUCCAGAAAAGCAUAUGGGAGAAAGUAAGUGUGCAUGUUAUAGGUCAUGUUAUGCGGAAUAUUUUAUGAUUACGCCUUCUGGAUUGUGUUCGCUUUAAGGAGGAUUUCGUUAAUCGAGGCUCGUUAAAUCGAGGCCUUGUUCCAUACAUUACAUUUUACUGUAAUUUUGGCCGGGCGGAAGAAAAUUGUUCUUAAUAUAACCAAGGACUUCAUUAUAUAGAGGUUUGUUAAAUCGAAGUUCCACUGCAUCUGUAUUAAUUUUUCUAGGAAACCUUUUUCUUUGUGAUAUUUUGUUUAAAAUAUAAUAGGAAUGUCUUCAUUAAUUUUGAGAGUUCUGAUAGCAAGCAUUGUACUGGUUUAACUCAUGAUCUUUUUGGUUUUGUUUCUUAUCUCCAGUCUGGGGUUAUGGCUUUGCCGCUGUUUCUAUCAUCAGCCUUACAUCUUUAGUGGGCGUGGCUACUAUUCCAUUUCUGGGAAAGAAAAUGUACAAGAAGAUCUUGGCAAUGUUGGUGGCUCUUGCUGUGGGAACUCUUGCUGGAGACAGCGUACUUCAUCUCUUACCUCAUGUACGUUGCCCAUAGACCCUGUUUAAAAAGGUCCAGACAAAUUUAUUUUUAUGCAACCUGUUUAUAAUACAGAAAUGUGCACAUUCCAUUACAGAUUGCUUUAAUUGUUCACAGUAGUCAGCUGUUCUGAAAACCUCUGAAGGUUUAAGUGUUUCACUUCUAGUUAAAGUUAGCUUUUUGCUAGAACCCUGAAAGUGGUUUCUUAAUUGUAAUGGUAAAAUAAUUAUUAAUUAAUAAAUCAUUUUGUGGUCAGGCAUUUGGUCUCCACCAACAUGAAGAUACAGCCGAAGGUGACGGCCAUGCUGAUCAUUCAGAAGAGAAGGGAUUCAUUUGGAAAGCCUUGGUGGUGCUGCUUUCCAUUUAUGGAUUUUUCUUGUUUGAAACUUUGAUGCAUCUGUGUUUGAAGAGCAAAGCUGGAGAUCAUGGUGGCCAUAGCCACAUUGAUGUUGAGGUCAGUAAUAAUACAAUAUUUAUUAUACUGUUUCAGACCUGAGAACUACAAAAGUAAAGUGAUGGUAAGUUUUGAUAUAUCUUUUUAGUAAAAUCCAACUAGUGGUCUAUUAUCAAUGCUGCAUUCUGAUUGGUUGAGCUACUACUAGGCUAUAUGUUAUAGCCCCCUAGUAGCGAAAAGCACGGGCUUUUUGGCAGCAAAAAAGGAUUAAAGUCUAUCUUUAACUAGCUAUUUUUUUUCUUCUUGAUAUUUUUGACCAACUAGUUGGAUUGGCCUCAUGGCCUCUGAGUCAAUAGUCCAUUCGGCCUUCGGCCUCAUGGGCCAUUGACUCAGAGCCUAUUCGGGCUCGAGGAAUAAUUGUUAAUUAAUCAGUGUAAACAAAAAGAAUAUUAUAUUUCGUUAGGUACAUGUACAUGUAAGUGCUGCAAACAAAGAGGUUUCAUUUGAAUGAUCAUGCCAUUGGAUUAAAUAGUCGAACUCAAAAUCCAAACCACCUUACACUGUAUAUGAUGCUAAGUGUAAUAAACAGUACCACAGCAAAGUGCUUCUCAGCAGCUUUCAUUUGAACCAUCACUGACACUUAUUAAUUCAUUUCAUCCUUAGGCUUUAAAGUUAACAAUAAUAUUUUUAUAACUACUGAAUGUGCUUUUGCAAACAGCAAACGAGUCCAACAUUGGGAUAAUUAUACAUUUCUGGAAAACUGCCCACCUACCCCUCUCCUAAGCCAACAUUUUGCCCAAAGUGAGAAGUAAGUGUUAAUAUUGGCUUAAGGGAGGGGUAGGUGGGCAGUUACCCAGAAACGUAUAAUCCAUAAUUCUGUUAUAUCAUUAACCAUUCUUUGGAAACCAAGAUUACAGGCCGUGCGUUCUAAUCUAAUUAUAUACAAUGUGCAUGUACAGUCUUACUGUGCCAUUUCCCAACUUCUGAAACAAGAAGGAAACUUGGUGAGCUUAGCUUUCAUAAAGACUUCUUGGAUAUCGUUACUGGGGACACACUAUUAAGCUAUUGGUCAAUUUGUUUCCCUGUCCCCAGUAACAGUUCUAGAAGUCUUUGCAGUAGUUAACUGGGCCCAGUUUGCCUCUCAUUUCUAAACUGGCAAAUGGCCAUUUACUGCUCACAGAUAACUUGCUGGCCUGAUUGUUUGACUAUUUUCAAAUAUCACACGACUAUAUAUGCAAAAGGAAUUAAGAAAGUAAUGCUUCCUUUUGGCUUAAAGUAAGCUCCAUUUUUUGUACAGCUUCCUGGACCUUCAAGUCGGCACAUGAGCUUUAAAAAGCAAAGGAGAUGUUCCAGGCUGGAGCAUCAUGAAGGAGAUCAUCCGCUUGGUAAAAAUGAUGAAAAGCCUCCCAUGGAAAAUGGUGACAUUGUUUUAACAAACAUGGUGAGUGUGACGAUAUUGCAUUGUUUUAGCAUCCAACCAGAUUUUAGCAACAGUUUAAUGUCAUGGCCGCUCAUGAGCUCACUAUGUUCUGAUUUUUAUACAAGUUGAGAUUUAAGUAUGUGAGCCAAUUAUUUACAUGGCAUCAGAAGUUGGACACAAAAAGUGUAGAGGUGUAGAAUACAAAUCAAAUGUUUAUUUAAUAGGAGGAUAUAUUAAUAAUAAAAUUUAAUAGUAUAUUGAUCCACCAACCAUGAUCAAGGUUCAUGAUACACCAAUCACUAACAACCACGAUGACAGUCCCACUUAAUAAAUCAACACUACUGUCUGAUGAAACCCUGUACUUGAUCAAAAUGUCACAAUCAAUAUCUAAGUGACUCUUGUGAGACAAUAAAAGUAGUCAUAAAAGGUUUACAUCUCUACUUCAGCAAUAACAGUGGCUUUUAUAAGGUGUUGUUUUGGUUUUUCAAAUCCUGUUACUGAAAAAGUAUAUAUAAUUUUAUAUAUUAUCUUUUUUACAUGUAUAUGUAGUGUCAUACUCCAGUGCUUCUGGUGAAAAUUAAGGAUCAUUAAAAAAGUCAAACUGCCAAUUGUUUUAAACUUUGGUUCCAGUACCACAGGGCAGUCAGAAAAAUAUUAAUCUUCCAGCUCAAGGGAUUAAUAAUAUUGUUAUGAUUUUUUUUGGUCAAUAAUCUAGUGACCAGUCCAUAAUCUUGAAAUUUAUGAUCCUGAAUUAAAUAUAAAAAAGUUUAAUCCAGUGACAUCAAGAGUCUGACACUCUAAAUUGACUGAAUAUUUGACUUACUUAAGUACAUAUUUUAAAGCAAUUUUUAAUUUAAAAUUUCUGUAAUAUCCAGCUUGAUAUUAGAAUAAUUUAUAGCUAAAGUUCUGUCUGUGUUUUUUUUAAAUGUUACAUUUGUAUGCAAUGAUAUCAAUCAAUGACAUAAAAUUGGUAAUUUAAGUUAAUGUUUAUAACCUUGGUCUUCUGUCACAAAAGGAUGGUUCCAUAAAGAAUUUUAGUAGCAGCAGCACUACAAGUCCUUCUUGUACAUUACAUUCCCACUGUGUUUAUGAACACGUAUCUGGUACAGAUACUGAUGAUGGUGGAUAUGAGGUAAUUAAUGUUAAGAACAAUAAUACUGAUAUUAAUUUAAAUGUCAUUAUUAAAAAUGUGGCACAAACGUGUAACUGGCAUUUUAAGCAUCAAUAAACUGAAAUAAUCAAAGAUCAACAGAAGUUACUUAUAAACAUCAAUUUUCUUCAAGUCAUUUAUGUUUUAUUGGCCAGUUGCUUAUCAAUUCUGAACAGUUAAUUCUCCCAUGACUGUGUGAAAGGUUACAUGUAGUCUAUCUGUGAUAUUCAAGUGGAUAAUUUUUAGCAAGCCAUUAACCCAUUCGCCCCUGAACUGCCCGUAACCGCCCGUGCGGAUCCAGGUCCUUUCUACCCAUUGUGACGUCAUCAGUUUUAACGGUCAAAGACAACUUUCUUCGCUAACUUGUGCAGAAUGAAGAGAUCUUUCAAACCAUACCAGAAUGAGCACAAUUUAGUCAAGGACACCGGAGAAACAAGCAAAAAACCACGUGACAUCGACCGGAAAAUCUCCAUGAAAAUCUUGUUCCAUUACCCACCUACCUUUCCUUUCAACUAAUCCUAAGAUCCUAAAAGCUUUCCUAAAAACUCUUCCCACCAAAAUCAAGCCUACUAAAUGCCCAGCAAGAGAAAAAAAAAAUGAGGCAAGAAAAGCGAAAAAAGAAGGGAGGAGAGAAAGCGAAAAGUAACAGUCAAGACUGCUGUGUCACUUUAAAACCCAACCCAUGCUUUCUGCGCAUGCCCGAACUUCGCAAGCUGAUAUUUUGCAUCUGGAUCAGAAGGCCGCAAAGUGUUCGACCUGUAAACCAGUUUGUGGUAAGCUUUAGCUCUUUAUAGAACGACAGUGACCAGAAAACAACGCGACUAGCUUCCAAACGCGUUUUUCGGCAAAAUCUCCAGGGGCGAAUGGGUUAAUUUCCUUUAGUUUCUGCAAUACUAGAUGUAACACUAAAUUGUAGCAAACGAACAAAUUGUCAGUAAUUAUUUGAAAUUCAUCAACAUACACCAACAAAGAAUGAUUAAAAAGUGUAUCUGUGCAGGAAACAGACGUUAAUGACUUUGAAGCAUACGUAUCAUGUGAAUUUAUGUAAUGAUGAGUCACUUAAACAGCAGAUUCUCAUAAUUAUUUUUUUGUGAGCACCAAGGCACAUGUUGAAGGUUUUGAUACUUUUUCUUCCAUUUGCUUCUGUGUUACAAUUACCAGCCUCAUAUCUCUAGCUCCAUAAAUGAAAGAGCUCAAAGUUUUUUGGAGAAGGCAACAUUAUUCACAGCUGCAAAUCACAAAAAAGUGACCAGAACUGAAAGAGCCAUUUUUCUAUUUUCUUUGUUUUUAUUUAAAAUUUCUAAAAUCUGAACUGAGAGUUUGUGAUAUUCUAAGAAGGCAAAUUUCUUAAUCUUGAGCAGGAUAUCAAAGAUGGUUUUGACGAUCCUAAAGACAAAGUUCCCGAAGGUCAUCAAAAUACAACAGAUAACCGCAAGAAAAGCCUCAAACGCAGCUUAUCACACCGCUCCGUUUUCAGCGAUGAAUUAGAAAGAAACAAGGAAUCAUUCAAAAGUAUUUCCACUGUGGCAUGGAUGAUAAUCAUUGGAGAUACUCUCCAUAACAUCAGUGAUGGAUUGGCCAUCGGUGCCGCUUUUUCGGAGGGUGGUAGCUCGGGUGUUUCUGGUGGAAUCAGUACUUCUGUUGCUGUGUUUUGUCAUGAGCUGCCUCAUGAACUUGGUAAAUAAUUAUCUUGAUGAUUUUUAAAUUUACAUUGUAAGUAUCCCUCUAUUGGUUGCAGAUGUUACAUGAUGCCCCAAAUAAGCUCAGCUGGAUGAAGUUUAGUGAGGGGCAGGCCCAGAUUUAAAAUGUGGCAGGACCACAAAGGGUUCUUAAAAAACUGGUCUGAUAGUGGCAGCCAGUGUUGUAUCUCUACUGACAUCUGAGCUAACUACAAACAAAUGAUGUAUUUAGCAGACAUAUAUUGUUGGUUACUAAUCUGUAACAUUUAUUAUUUAAUUAUGUAAUAUUUAUGUCAAAGAUACACAGUAGUGUGGAAAGGGAGUAGUUUGGGUAGCCUGGGGCUAGUGCACUUUUCCAUCGCGCUGGUAAAUUCUGUUCUUAACUUGCCUGAUGGGCAAGAGAAGAUUAUUGGGAAAUUCAAUUUGUUACAGAAGAACUGUAAUCAAUUGUGCGUGUCAAAAUUUAUUUUCACGCCAAUUGAAAUGACUUUUGGGUUAUUACAUGCAAGCUAUACGUAAACUGACUUUCUCUGCACCCUGAUACAUCACCUGAAUGUUGCAUAGGAUUAUUAUAGAAUUGGCCAGAGCUGAAAGCGAAGCUCCCAUUUAUGCAUUUUAAAAUUACUUGAGGCAAUGGAAUUUUAGACCAUUGCAAAGAAAUCCACAAAUCUAUGCUUAGCUUUAGGGGAGAACCAUGUGACUGAAAAACAUAAACUUUAGUCUACUAUCAAUUAAAAGCUAACAACUGGUCAGCGGAAAACUUCAAAAAGGCGCGUGCCCUCAAUGAGUUGGCACCUGAGCCCGUAAUACGGUCAUGUGACUCUGGUCAGCGGAUACCUUGUUUUGACAGCUGUCAAUUGACCAUAAUAUGGAUGUCUAUUAUCAAGUUAAAUACCGGUUAGAGGCAUUUCACAUUGGUUUUCCUGUGGCGCGGACGGACGGACGCACGGUCACGUGAUGACCAAAAUUUCUUAGCUGGACGGGAUAGAUUACCAAAUUUUCUUAGGUAUGGGGCUCUGCUCACGCGCGCGUGGAGCUCCGCAGAAAAGACCACUGGUUUUUGUAUUAAUCAUGACGUUAAAUAAAUUGAUAUUUGUGCUGUACCAGUAUUUUAAAGUUUUACAGCCUGGAAGUAGUGUUAUUAUCACAGAAUGGUUUUAAUAAAACUUAAGUCAAUUUUUUUUUCUUUCUCCUUGUGUCACAGGGGACUUUGCAGUUUUACUGACAGCUGGCAUGACAGUCAAGAUGGCAUUGUUAGCCAACUUGCUUUCUGCCUUGUCUUGUUAUAUUGGCUUAGCAAUUGGUAUUUACGUUGGUCAAGAAGCUGAUGUGCGUUUCUGGAUAUUUGCUGUUGCUGCUGGAAUGUUCCUUUAUGUCGCAUUGGUGGACAUGGUAAGAGUUUUAGGAGUAUCGAUAAUGAGAUGGAAAGUCUCUUCUUGCUGUCCAUUUCCCAAUGGACAAUUUAGGAUGAAACAACGUUAUGGGUAGACCGCAAAACAGUCCGUAUUUUUGCGUAUGCAUGUACGUGCGAGUAGUCGAGAGAGGCUGAAAACGGAGAGCGAGACUGGGGAGAGACGCUAAAAAUACGUUUUUCUUUUCUCUCGCAUCACACGCCUCACAGGUGAGGCUCUUGAUCCACGCUAAACCGAUUUUGAGAAAGUGAGAAAAAAAACGGCUGUUUUGCAGUCUACGUUGUGUGGUUCCUGAGCUAUUAAACAAAUGUGUUGUUGGAUGAGGCUUCAGUGAUAUCCGGAGUAAGGUUAUCGUCCGUGGUUGUCAUGGAAGUCACCGAAAAGAUCUUUUCGUGACAUACCCUGUAGCUGUUCUUGGGCCAGUAGGUAGUUUUCCAUUGAAAUCCCUUCGUUUCGAUGGCGCAACUUGGCAGUGGUUCGCAGGGGUAGUUCUCGCUCAUCACGUUACCAUGGAUACCUCCUUGCCGUAGCCCCGAAUUCCGAAUCCCAACAAAUUGUAAGGGGAAUGAGUACAAGCUUUCGCGCAAUGAUUUCUAAGAUCCUUUGGGUGGCAUUGCAUUGCAUAUGAUUGGUUAAAGGCUGCUUUGAACACCAUCGAGCAAUCAUAACUAACACUUGUCUAUCCACGACAUCAGAAAUCACUGUACCCAAAGCUUGUGCCCAUUCUCCCUAGGUUUUCUUAAGUGGGUUAUGGUACUCAGCAACUUCUGAAGCCCUUUUUCACAGCUCAUCUUCGGUGAUGACAUUAAUUGAUAAUUUUUAUGUUUUUUUUUUCUUGAUCACAGCUUCCUGACCUGAUGCACAGCGAAACUCUUCAAGCAGAACCUGUUGCUACGUUCUUGUUACAGAACUUCGGUUUGGUCCUUGGAUUCGGGAUUAUGUUGAUAAUUGCGCUCUAUGAAGAGGACUUAAUGGCAAUUAAUUUCUAG
This is a messenger RNA of Porites lobata, 14402 nucleotides long. The record is from the annotation of a GenBank genome assembly. Lineage: Eukaryota; Metazoa; Cnidaria; Anthozoa; Scleractinia; Poritidae.